GUCCGUCCCCGCCCCCACACGGAAGGCUGGGGCGGUGCCUGGACUCCAUACCCUCCCGCCACCGUCGCGGCACCAUGGCUGCUCCCGCUCCGCUGCGCGACUGCCAGGCCUGGAAGGAUGCAGGGCUCCCACUCUCAACCACAAGCAACGAGGCCUGCAAGCUGUUUGAUGCUACCCUGACCCAGUAUGUAAAAUGGACCAACGACAAAAGUCUUGGUGGCAUUGAGGGCUGCCUGUCAAAGCUCAAAGCUGCAGAUCCAACCUUCGCGCUGGGUCACGCCAUCUCGAAUGGCCUCGUGCUGAUCGGCACUGGGAGCUCUGUGAGGCUGGACGGGGAGCUGGACUUGGCCGUGAAGACUAUGGUGGAGGUUUCCCAAACACAGCCCCUGACACAGCGGGAGCGGCUGCACGUGUCUGCAGUGGAGACCUUUGCCAAGGGGAACUUUUCCAGAGCCUGUGAACUAUGGGAACAGAUUCUCUGCGACCACCCAACAGACAUGUUAGCCCUAAAAUUUUCCCACGAUGCCUAUUUUUACCUGGGCUACCAGGAACAGAUGCGAGAUUCUGUGGCUCGAAUUUACCCCUUCUGGACACCCAGCAUCCCCCUGAGCAGCUACGUGAAAGGCAUCUAUUCUUUUGGAUUGAUGGAAACCAACUUCUACGAUAAGGCAGAGAAGCUGGCCAAAGAGGCUUUAUCUAUUAACCCCAUGGACGCCUGGUCGGUGCACACCAUUGCCCACAUUCAUGAGAUGAAAGCAGAAAUCAAGGAUGGAUUGGAGUUCAUGCAGCACUCAGAAACCCACUGGAAGGACUCUGAUAUGCUUGCUUGUCAUAAUUAUUGGCACUGGGCUCUGUAUCUGAUUGAAAAGGGCGAAUACGAGGCCGCCUUGACCAUUUACGAUAACCACGUCCUCCCCAGCUUGAAGGCCAGCGGAGCGAUGCUGGAUGUGGUGGACAGCUGCUCCAUGCUCUACCGGCUGCAGAUGGAAGGGGUGUCCGUGGGUGAGCGGUGGCAGGACAUCCUGCCUGUGACCCAGAAGCACAGCCGUGACCACAUCCUGCUGUUCAACGACGCACACUUCCUGAUGGCAUCCCUGGGAGCUCGGGACCCCCAGACCACGCAGGAGCUCCUGACCACCCUGCAGGACGCCAGCGAGGCCCCCGGGGAGAACCACCAGCACCUCCUGGCCCGUGAUGUGGGGCUGCCCCUGUGCCAGGCCCUGGUGGAGGCCGAGAACGGGAACCCUGAUCGCGUGCUGGAACUGCUCCUGCCCAUCCGCUACCGGAUCGUCCAGAUCGGAGGCAGCAACGCGCAGAGAGACGUCUUCAACCAGCUGCUGAUCCACGCAGCCUUGAACUGCAUGUCAGGUGUCCACAAGAACGUGGCGCGGAGCCUUCUGAUGGAACGUGACGCCUUGAAGCCCAACUCACCCCUGACCCAGCGGCUCAUCCGAAAGGCCGCUGCUGUCCACCUCCUGCAGUGAGCUGGGCCUGGCCCCCUCCCCAGUGUCAGAUCAGUUGCCCCCUGACUCCCAGGGUUAGAAGCAGCUAGAGCCUGUUAGUUAGGGCUGUUGAGUAAUUUGCAGCUUUAAGCAGAAAGCCCUGUAACCAGCAGCGUUACCAGAAGCAGGGACACAGAUCAAUUUUAGACAUGAUUCAGAAUCUUGUCAUCCUUCUUAAGGGUCAAGGUACAGUUACGAGCAGUUAGAACCGAUGUGGUCAGUGCUGUUACCACUUGCCUAGCAAACUGUUCUCCCGGGGGACUCUUACACCUCCUGGUGUUCAAGAGUUAGAAGGCAGGGUUGGCUGGGGGCUGGCUCAGCUGGGGGAGGGGAGUCCUCCCCCCGAGGCUGCCCCUGGGAUAAACCCUCUCCUUUUGUCUUCCCCAUCAUAUUCUGGAUAUGUUGUCCCAUCUUUUGGGUGAGAGCACCCAUGGGGGGAAGCGACUUGCCCAGGGUCACAGCUAGCAGAGGCCCUGCUGAGAUUCACCUUGGAUCCCCCAGCUGCUGCACCCACUGCCCCCAAAGAAGCACAGGCAUAUGGGGUGGCCUUCUGCUGUCUCUGGAGAGGUCUGCGAGCUUCCCUGGGGGGCUUUGAUGAUGCCGAUUAAGGGAACCUCGGGUAUGUGGUUUCCUUUGUCAACUAUGACUUUAAUCACACGAGUGCACAUGCACUAGGCAGGCACACUUUCUGGGGGGUGUGAAUUGAGCUCAGGGUCGCCCUGUUGUGGCAAAAACCAAAGUACUGUGGCAUGGAGCUUUACUGAGAUCUGAGCCAGUUUUCUAUUUCCCCAUCUUCUUAACCUAGCCCCAAUGACAGGCCUGAGCAAGCUGCUGAUUUCCCUGGCAUGCCCUCAUGAGGGGCGAUCCCAGCCCCUAGAUGUUUCUCAGGUUCUGUCAGUGUAGCUGAAAUUAGGUAGGGACUCAGGCAGGGGGCAGUGGAGGCCUCCAAAUUGAUUA
Molecule: messenger RNA, 2459 nt
Organism: Neomonachus schauinslandi (Hawaiian monk seal)
Lineage: Eukaryota; Metazoa; Chordata; Mammalia; Carnivora; Phocidae
Gene: TTC38
Product: tetratricopeptide repeat domain 38
Exons: 14
Coding region: 75-1484 (469 amino acids)
Molecular function (GO): protein binding
Source: RefSeq, a predicted model, not a curated record